GUCUUGAAACUUAUGACACUCCUUAUAAAUCAUGUUAUUACUGAUGGAUCGAUGGAGCAUGAAAACGAAAUCCUUUACCCAUUAUGUACUAACAUACAUUAGCCAGUUAAAUAAAAGUUUUUAGUCACCCUGAGCACAAUAACAACAGUCCUUCUGCUCUAUUUGUACCUGUUAUAGAUUAAAUAUAACUUUGAUGGUAGUGUUUCUACUCUGUAAUUUCGUAUUAUGCAAGAUCAAACUUUCCAUCAUCAGCAAAAUCGCUAGCAAAUAUGGGUUCCACGGAAGGGAAUGAGGAUUGGUGGCACAAGUUGAGCGAACACUGCUCUCGAGUCCAAAUCCAAGAUUGGACCAUCCUUCUUCCAAACCAAUUCGAUUUACAUUGGAACGAAGAGCCACACUUGACGCGAAUGAUUCUAUUCAAUCCUGUAUCCGGACAUUUUAUCACCCGUGUCCUAGGUCGAACAUUAGAAUCUGGAACACUCGAUUCACUAGACGCUUUAGUUCCCUUGGCCUCCAGCUUCUUUUUGUCCCAAGUGUGCUUAGGAAGGAAAGAAAAUGAGGAGGACAUGUUCCCCUUCUCCCUUUCGUUUUCUCUCCAAUGCUCAAUGAUUCUUAGCGGGAAACCAGAGUCCAAUGGAGAUUUGGAUCAAGAGUCCAAGCAUUGGAACCAUCCCCAAUGUGAAGAAUGCCGGAGGCUCUCUAUUGAAGAGGAUGGGUCUGUCUUUGAUGAUCUUGGAAUGGAUCUUGACGGAGGUGGUGAAAUGUACUGUAAGCAAGAGAGCUUUAAAGAGGACAUUGAAGACUAUGACGACGACAUCCCCGAAUUGUUCGUGGGGAACGUUGUUGAAGAGGUCCAAACUGAAGACGCUCCAAAGAAAAAGAGGAAUACCAAAUAGAACAAGACCAUCCCAGAUUCAAAAUCAGUGGGGAAAAAGAAGGUUAAAAAGAAGGAUUCAAAACCUACUGAAAGUACGAUCAAGUGCCCCAUUUGUCCCAAAGAAUACCGUACAUCUCACGCCCUCAGGAGACACAUGCGAGAUUAUCACCUUAGAGGGCAAUUCCGAUGUCUUUAUUGUGAAUCUUCCAACCAUAUUUUCAAGUUCCCUCACGAGAUUUUAGACCAUUAUCGAACCUCGCACUCUUCUAAUGUCCAAGAUUGCAGAGUGCAUUGUCCCGCUUGUCAGAAUAUCCUGGAUCUCAGUGAGGAUCCAAACACCUUGGCCAGUCAUUAUCGAGAGUGCGUUUGGGCCAAAAAGCGACAACGUUUCAAAGUAACCAUUCAGAAGCGGAGAGAGACGAGGAAAAACGAUGAAUUUGUUUGUAGUGAAUGCGGAAAACGGUACAAAAGUGGACAACAAUUGCAGUUUCAUAUGAAAACUCAUACCGGUGAAGGGAUGCUGUUUUGCCCUCAUUGUUCUUACAAGACGCCCAAUCCAAGCUCUUUGAAGCUACACGUGGCGAAGCAUUUGAGGGACCAGGGGAUCUUGCCGAAGGAAAUGUGCGAUUUGUGUGGGGUGGAGGUGAGGGAUAAAUCCUCACUCAAGUCACACAUGAACACCCAUGAGACUCAACGGUGGAACUGCACCUUUUGUGACAGACCGUUUAAGAGCCAAAGGUAUCUGGACUGCCACGUGGCCCGGUUUCAUGACAAGAGUGAGACCUUCAAGUGCGAUGUGUGCGCCAAAGGCUUCAGUACCACGUUUCUACUGAAGGAUCACAAAAGGAGGAAUCACCAAGAGCGGACGUUCAAAUGUGCUCAUUGUGGGAAAAUGAUGUACUCAAAAAAUAACUUGAUUGCUCAUGAGCGAAUUCAUACAGGAGAAAACCCUUAUAGUUGUCAGCUGUGCGACUACACGUGUAAAUCCAGUUCCACGUUGAGCCUUCACCGCAAGUUCAUUCACAACCAUGGCAAGAACCUAACAGAUCACCCUCUACAGAUUCCUGAUAAGAAUGAGUUACUUAACUAGACAAACUUACAUGCGAAAUAGACAACUUGAAACAUGACUUUUAUUACCAUCCUCUGUUCUUGGAUUUGACAAGCUCAUCAUUUUAGCAAGACCAGAACCUGUGAACCAGAUACCCGGCCAAAACUAGCAACACUAAUCCAGCUAGAACAGAUCCCAGGAUGAUUGGUACCAAGUCAUCUUCCUCCUCGUACUCAGGAGGACCAUCGUCUGUGGUUUGGGGAUCCUCUGGAGAGUCGGUGAAAGCUUCAAAAGGACCAACGUUAGCAUUCCAUAAUAUAUACAUAUUGUCCAGUUACAACUAACCUUUAAAGUUUCGUUGGGAUGGUUCAUCCACCUUCAGCUUGUCUGCUGUCAACCGGGCUUUAUUGGCUUGGCUUAGCAAGGCCACUUUAGACAAGGUUUCCAGAAUUUGCUAGUAAUCCUUUUUGUUCUUCUGUUGCCAAUAAUAAUUCGUGAGUUACGUAGGCUCAAGAACAAAUUAAACUACUUUACCAUUUUGGGCGAGGUCUUCGAGUUUGGAUCCGACUUCUGGGAGAUUGGGCAUUUUCCGAUCGUAUUGAGAAGAUUUCCAACAUUCAUCAAACCUGCUAGAGAAGGUUUUUGAGGGCUGGUCCGUUCCCAAAACAUUGGAAGC
Messenger RNA from Tigriopus californicus, 2601 nucleotides. RefSeq names its product gastrula zinc finger protein XlCGF62.1-like. Gene Ontology annotation, biological process: regulation of transcription by RNA polymerase II. The record is from RefSeq and is a predicted model, not a curated record. Bases 1032 to 1967 code for a protein of 311 amino acids. The transcript has 2 exons. Lineage: Eukaryota; Metazoa; Arthropoda; Copepoda; Harpacticoida; Harpacticidae. Gene Ontology annotation, molecular function: DNA-binding transcription factor activity; RNA polymerase II cis-regulatory region sequence-specific DNA binding.